Molecule: messenger RNA, 4032 nt
Organism: Apus apus (common swift)
Lineage: Eukaryota; Metazoa; Chordata; Aves; Apodiformes; Apodidae
Gene: RAG1
Product: recombination activating 1
Exons: 3
Coding region: 1-4032 (1343 amino acids)
Biological process (GO): pre-B cell allelic exclusion; adaptive immune response; V(D)J recombination
Cellular component (GO): nucleus; DNA recombinase complex; endodeoxyribonuclease complex
Molecular function (GO): sequence-specific DNA binding; metal ion binding; double-stranded DNA endonuclease activity
Source: RefSeq, a predicted model, not a curated record
AUGGAGACAGAAUUAUAUAUUCGAGGCUGCACAGGAACUAACAACUACAUUCGGACUACAGUGAAAAGCCAGCAGUCGCUAAUGCUCCUACAGAUGUCCUGCGACACACGCCGGGUAGUUGAGAGGCGAGAUCAAGUCAUUCCAGCCAGGUUCCCUCCUCCCCGCCUGCGUUACUCUGAGCUCCUGCCGCUGACGGAGACGGCUGGGAUUACAGCUGUUGAGCUCACCGCGAUAGUUUCCGUUUCGGAGAAGCACAGGCUGGCUUAUCUCAGCCCGACUGACCACCCUCUUCUAACGAACACCUUUGCUCACCGGCAAGUCCCCAGUGACCGACACAGGUGUACGACGAGCCGCCGAGCCCUGCGGACGAGGCCGGAGGUCCAGGCGCCGCGGUCCGCCUGGAUUUGGCAGGAGGGCGCCUUCCCCCGGCGACGAAAACCGCGCUCCGCUCCCGCGCCAACAAACCCGGCCCAGGUGGGAAAAUGCUCCGCGCCGAGGGCCGCGCCAUCCGCCUGCGACGGCCCGUACCGGCGUAGCGCCGGUCGACUCCUCGCUUGCCAGGGUCCGGCGAGCCAGGCGCGCCGCAGCCUCCGCCCACAGGCCCCGGCGAGCCACCAACAGCCCGCCUGUACUCACCGCCUCUCAACACCCCGCCAACCGAUCCCCGCCGACGGCCACUUCCGCCUUCUCCUCGGGAGGCACCGGGACCGUGGUCGCCCAGACCAAGCGGGGCGCACGGAGGCACCACGUUCGCUGCACUGCCCCCUGUCGCCGCGGAGGGGGAACGGCAGCAAGGUGAGGACCGGAGGCCGGUCCAAGCGCUGGGUCCUGGUCGCGACGCUCGGAUCGCGAAGCCAGAGCGGGAAGGUUUUGUCCCUGUUAGGAGCCGGCGUCCAUCUCUGUGUACCCCGAAGUGAUCUGCUUUCUGCCAGACUGCAGAUGUCAGUAGCAUCACAAAUGGACUUGCCUGAAGAAAUUCAACAUCCCUAUACAAAAUUUUCUGAAUGGAAAUUCAAGCUGUUUAAAGUGAGAUCAUUUGAAAAAACACCCAAUGACAGCCAGCACAUAAACAAAGAUCAGGCAGGAGAGGUUGCUUCUUCAAACAAAGACAUCAUACUGCGUAAAGACAAAACAGUGCGAAGAGGAGAAAAGAUGGACUUAGUGGGCAAUAGACAGGCACUUGAGAAAGAUGCCAGUGACAUGAAAACACAAGACAGUAAAGCUCAUCAGAACAAUCUGAAGCAACUUUGCCGCAUCUGUGGAGUUUCAUUUAAAACUGAUUACAAGAGAACUUAUCCAGUGCAUGGACCAGUAGAUGAUGAAACACUGUGGCUUCUGAGAAAGAAAGAAAAAAAAGCAACCUCUUGGCCAGAUCUUAUAGCAAAGGUUUUUAAGACUGAUGUGCGAAGAGAUGUUGAUACUAUCCAUCCCACUCAAUUUUGUCACAACUGCUGGAGUAUUAUUCAUAGAAAAUUCAGUAAUACUCCAUGUGAAGGAUAUUUUCCUAGAAACAGCACAAUGGAGUGGCAACCUCACUCCCCCAACUGUGAUGUGUGCCACACUACUGGGCAGGGAGUCAAGAGAAAAAGCCAACCACCCAGUGUACAACAUGGCAAACGUGUGGAGACCAUUGCAGAGUAUGGUCAAAUAAACCAAGCACAGCUAAACAACAAAAAAUUAAUUAAAGAUAUUGUCAAUUGCAAGAAUAUACAUCUCAGUACCAACCUGCUUGCAGUUGAUUACCCAGUAGAUUUAAUUAAAUCCAUCUCUUGCCAGAUCUGUGAGCAUAUUUUGGCAGAUCCAGUAGAAACAUCAUGUCGACAUUUGUUUUGCAGAACUUGCAUCCUUAAAUGUAUCAAGGUUAUGGGCAGCUAUUGCCCUUCCUGCUGGUAUCCUUGCUUCCCUACUGAUCUGGUAACCCCAGUGAAAUCCUUCCUGAACAUUCUUGAUAGCCUGGGUAUAAGAUGCCCCAUAAAGAAAUGUGAUGAAGAGAUCUUGCAUGGAAAAUAUGGCAAACACCUCUCCAGCCACAAGGAAAUGAAAGAUAGGGAGCACUACGGCCACAAAAACAAAGGGGGUAGACCAAGGCAACAUCUCCUGUCUUUGACGAGAAGAGCACAGAAACAUCGUCUGAGAGAACUGAAACAUCAAGUCAAGGCUUUUGCUGAGAAAGAAGAGGGUGGUGAUAUAAAAGCUGUAUGUAUGACUUUGUUCCUGCUAGCUUUAAGAGCAAAAAAUGAACACAGACAAGCUGAUGAACUGGAGGCUAUAAUGCAAGGGAGAGGAUCUGGACUUCACCCUGCUGUCUGCCUGGCAAUCCGAGUUAACACUUUUCUCAGCUGCAGCCAAUAUCAUAAAAUGUAUAGAACAGUAAAAGCUGUCACUGGGAGGCAGAUAUUCCAACCUUUGCAUGCUCUUCGCACUGCUGAGAAAGCCCUCCUACCAGGUUAUCAUUCAUUUAAGUGGCAACCUCCCUUGAAAAAUGUAUCCACUAACACAGAAGUCGGAAUUAUAGAUGGACUAUCAGGAUUGACAGUUUCAAUUGAUGAUUACCCAGUAGACACAAUUGCCAAGAGAUUUCGAUAUGAUGCAGCCUUGGUUUGUGCCUUAAAGGACAUGGAGGAGGAAAUCUUGGAAGGCAUGAAAGCAAAGCAACUGGAUGACUAUUUUAAUGGUCCCUUCACUGUGGUAGUAAAAGAGUCUUGUGAUGGAAUGGGAGAUGUCAGUGAGAAGCAUGGAAGUGGGCCUGCUGUCCCAGAGAAGGCUGUUCGAUUUUCUUUCACAGUCAUGAGCAUUGCUAUGGCCCAUGGGAAUGAAAGCAAGAGGAUUUUUGAAGAAGUAAAGCCCAAUUCAGAGUUGUGUUGCAAACCCUUGUGCCUUAUGCUGGCUGAUGAAUCGGAUCAUGAAACUCUGACAGCAGUCCUGAGCCCCCUCAUAGCAGAAAGAGAGGCUAUGAAAAACAGUGAACUGCUGCUUGAAAUGGGAGGCAUCCUGAGAACAUUCAAAUUCAUCUUUAGGGGCACAGGAUAUGAUGAGAAACUUGUGCGGGAAGUGGAAGGUCUGGAAGCCUCAGGUUCCAGUUACAUUUGUACUCUGUGUGAUGCAACCCGCCUGGAGGCAUCCCAGAAUUUGGUCUUCCACUCCAUAACCAGGAGCCAUGCUGAAAAUCUGAAGCGAUAUGAAAUAUGGAGGUCCAACCCGUAUCAUGAAUCUGUUGAUGAGCUUCGUGACAGAGUGAAGGGUGUUUCAGCCAAACCUUUUAUUGAGACUGUUCCCUCCAUAGAUGCACUGCACUGCGACAUUGGCAAUGCAACAGAAUUCUACAGGAUUUUCCAGAUGGAAAUAGGUGAAGUUUACAAGAAUCCUGAUGUGUCUAAAGAGGAGAGGAAGAGGUGGCAGUUGACUCUUGACAAACACCUCAGAAAGAAGAUGAACUUGAAGCCUAUGAUGAGGAUGAGUGGAAAUUUUGCUAGAAAGCUUAUGUCCAAAGAGACAGUAGAGGCAGUAUGUGAAUUAAUAAAAUGUGAGGAAAGGCAUGAAGCCCUAAGAGAACUAAUGGACCUUUAUCUGAAGAUGAAGCCAGUGUGGCGAUCAUCGUGCCCUGCCAAAGAGUGUCCAGAAUUGCUGUGCCAGUAUAGCUACAAUUCACAGCGUUUUGCUGAGCUCCUAUCUACAAAGUUCAAGUACAGAUAUGAAGGCAAGAUUACAAAUUAUUUCCACAAAACCCUUGCUCAUGUUCCUGAAAUAAUUGAAAGAGAUGGAUCCAUUGGGGCCUGGGCAAGUGAAGGAAAUGAGUCAGGAAACAAACUGUUCAGGAGGUUCCGAAAAAUGAAUGCCAGGCAGUCCAAAUGCUAUGAGAUGGAGGAUGUUUUGAAGCAUCACUGGCUAUAUACGUCUAAGUACCUCCAGAAGUUCAUGAAUGCUCAUAAAACAUUAAAAAGCCCAGGUUUCACCAUGGAUACAGAGGAUAGUUUAGGUGACUCCUUGCCAUUGGAAGAGGUCUUGGAAAGCAAUGGUUCAGCAAAACUCUAA